Messenger RNA from Hibiscus syriacus, 1463 nucleotides. Its product is annotated as LEC14B protein-like. The transcript has 8 exons. Gene Ontology annotation, molecular function: protein binding. Gene Ontology annotation, cellular component: Cul4-RING E3 ubiquitin ligase complex. Gene Ontology annotation, biological process: proteasome-mediated ubiquitin-dependent protein catabolic process. The record is from RefSeq and is a predicted model, not a curated record. Lineage: Eukaryota; Viridiplantae; Streptophyta; Magnoliopsida; Malvales; Malvaceae. Bases 78 to 1463 code for a protein of 461 amino acids.
AUAUAAGAUCAGGGCCACUUGAUCAACUUCGUCGACUCAUGCCUGGAAAGCAGCAAUAACCCGUUUCACCAGUGAGGAUGUUGGCAGGUCGAGAAGGGAACUAUUCGGGAAGAGGAAGAUUCUCAUCCGCAGAUUGUUGUCACAUGCUUAGCAGUUAUUUUCCUGUAAAUGGUCCUUGGCUUGUGGACCAAACGACCAGCCGAGCCUAUGUUUCUCAAUUUUCAGCUGAUGGUUCUCUGUUUGUUGCUGGAUUUCAGGGAAGCAAUAUUAGAAUAAACGACGUAGAUAGAGGCUGGAAAGUUCAGAAGAACAUUCUUGCUAGGAGUUUGCGUUGGACGGUUACUGACACAUCCCUUUCUCCAGAUCAGCGCCAUCUUGUUUAUACCAGCAUGUCACCUAUAGUUCAUAUUGUUAAUGUCGGGUCUGCCACCACAGAAUCCCUUGCAAAUGUCACGGAGAUCCAUGAAGGAUUGGACUUUGUUUCUCAUGACUAUAGAGGGUAUUCUUUCGGAUUAUUCUCUGUGAAAUUUUCAACCGAUGGACGAGAACUUGUAGCUGGAAGCAGUGACAACUCAAUAUAUGUUUAUGAUCUCGAUUCAAACAAGCUUUCCCUUCGAAUUGCGGCACACACUGCUGAUGUUAACACAGUAACCUUUGCCGAUGAAGGUGGUAAUUUGAUAUAUUCGGGGAGUGACGAUAAUCUCUGCAAGGUGUGGGAUAGACGUUGCUUCAUUGCAAAAGAUAAGCCAGCAGGAGUCUUGAUGGGACAUCUAGAAGGUAUUACAUUUAUCGACAGUCGUGGAGAUGAUCGUUAUUUCAUAUCAAAUGGUAAAGAUCAGACUAUAAAGCUUUGGGAUAUCAGAAAAAUGUCCUCCAAUACCUCCUGCAAUUUAGGGUUAGGAAUUACGAAUGGGAUUACAGAUGGAUGGACUACCCACCACAGGCCAGAGAUUUUAAACACCCGUGUGACCAGUCUGUGGCUACUUAUAAGGGUCACUCGGUCUUGCGGACUCUUAUUCGCUGUUAUUUUUCCCCCGAACAGAGGUGAGUGCUCUUAUUUGCUGUUUCUUGAUAUAUUAGUCAAAUUAGCAAGAUAUUUUCCUUCAUCUAACUCUGUCUGUGUUGAAAAUUGUGGUCGACUACAGCGAUGGGUCCGAGUAAAAAGACAGAAGGAAAGCAUAAGAUGGAACCGUAGUGAAAUGCUAGCUGUUUUGGUUUGUUGGGUUCAUGGUGUAAGGCUGUAUGCCCCUCAAUUUCUUGAGGGUGUCCUUAGGAAACAAACAAUGAGGGGUGGGGCUUGCAUUCCGUGCAUGGAAACUUCUGCAGAGAAACGGCUAAAUCUCGGUGCUUCACCCACUAAUGUCAAUUCCUCCCGGCUUCUAGGCCCAUUUAAGCUUGGCUCAUUCACAUUCACAUAUACUUUACUUUGGAUCGUAUUCAUUAUCCAUCGACUUUCUAUUUAA